AGUGCCUUGAGCUGAAUCGCAUAGAAAGACGUCGGGUAUACUCGAUAGUAGCUUUGUUCUCUUUCUGUUUUUUUGGUGGGGAUUUCGUGUGGCAGCAACAGCACAAUUCCGAAUUCCUUAAACAGUUUGCAGUUGGCCAACGCUAGCGCCAGAACGUGUUCGCUUAACACGCAGUUCGCUGUCAAUAUAACGUAAUAUUUUUCAAAAUUGUUCUCCCUACAAAUUUUGGCAAACAAUCAAAGUCAACUCGAAGACAUCGCAAAAGUCGCGUGUGUUUCAAAAAAAAAAAUAAAUAAAAUAAAUAAAUUGAAGAGCGGAAGAAAAUGCCAAGUGUGAAUAUGUUUAACCAUCUGUGUCUGAUGAGGGCGUCAUCUAUUUUGCUGCUAUUACAGCUCAUUAGCUGUAUAUCAAUGGGCGCAGCCAUAAAAUGCUAUGUUUGCGAUUCCAGCGACAAUCCCAGCUGCGCUGAUCUCAAGUCCAAUUCAAGCAUUGAGUCAGUGAACUGCACGCUGCAUCAAAUGAAAUCACUGGACACCUGGCUGUUUGAUUUGAACAAAGUGGCAUUCUUUAACAACGGAGCCAACAAGGAACCGAUAAUGAAUUGUCAAAAGGUUGUUGCUCGUGAUCCUCAUACCCAUAAGUUGGUCACAGCACGCUUUUGUCAACUGGACACAGCCGAUUCGGAUGCUUGCGAAAUUCUACGCCACAAGCUGAGCAUACCCAAGGACGGGAAUCGCGAGCAACGGCGUCCAGAGCGGGAUCAACAGCAGCAGCAACGACGCAAGGGCUAUGGACAUGACGAUGGACAGGAUGUAUCACCGGCGGAUGAGUUCUUUUGUGACAUUUGCAACAAGAACAAUUGCAAUGGGGCUGAUGCUGUAACGUUGACAACAUACACAGCAAUCGCCGGAAUGUUUGUAUUGCAACAGCUGCUGACAGGGCCACUGUUGGGCUGCUGAAGCGGGGCAGUGGAGGUGAAAAUACGCUGGUUGCAUUUAGGUUGAGUUACCUUUAACGUUUAUCGUUUACUUUGUAAAUAUUCGAGUGCCCAUUGAACGACAUCGUUGGUUUGUACAACAUCGAGAAGCCAUCACACCAAUUCCCAAAGAGGAACAAAAAAAAACUAAAACGAAUAAAACAACCCUCCAAAGCCACCCAAAAAAAAA
Drosophila sulfurigaster albostrigata is the source of this 1166-nucleotide messenger RNA. RefSeq lists its product as uncharacterized. Gene Ontology annotation, biological process: positive regulation of voltage-gated potassium channel activity; sleep; regulation of synaptic transmission, cholinergic. NCBI's taxonomy places the organism in Eukaryota, Metazoa, Arthropoda, Insecta, Diptera, Drosophilidae. Bases 324 to 959 code for a protein of 211 amino acids. The record is from RefSeq and is a predicted model, not a curated record. The transcript has 4 exons.